GGUCAAGUGACACAAGCGCUGUGGGAGCUUUCCGGAGUUCAGUCAGUCUGGAACAAGUCAGGAGGCGAGCUGCUGCUGCGGCCGAGGCGCCACCUAGGCGUUGCCGGCACUUUCCUUCCCCCUGAGGCGAGGCUCUUUCGCUCUCCCUGAGCAAUUGGCUCGAGACCGUGUGGCGGCGCAGUUUGGUUCUGCCCAACUCCCGCAAUGAGCCACGCUUAGCUCAGGUGUGCACCCUGGGGAAGGUGGGCUCCCUCCGCCGAGCUUUUGCCGCGGGGCACGGCGCGCCUCCCUGUCCUAGGUAGCACACGGGUCACCGAGCCCCAUGGAGAACCUUGCGGCCAGUGGCGGCAGCGCCUCAGCUGCCGGAGAGCAGCAAGGAGUGAGCGGGGACGCUGAGCAACUCAGCCCGCAGAACGACACCGAGGCACUUGCGGGCUCCGAGUCGGCUGGGGCGGGUGCCGCCGCCGCCGCCGCCGCCGCCGGUGGUGAGGGCAGCUGCUCGGUCUUGCGGCAGCGCUGCCUGCGGGCCGUGUAUGUGCUCAACGAUAACCCCAAAGGCGGUUCGGGGGCGCGGAGCCCCGAAGCCGGAGCGCUGCAGUGCCUGGUGCGAGCUUGUGAGCUCGAGGGAGCCCAGCUCGCGACGGUGAACUUCGGCGAGUUGGACUUUGGCGAGACGGCUGUGCUGGACGCCUUCUACGACGCGGAUGUUGCAGUGGUGGAUAUGAGUGAUGUUUCUAGACAGCCAUCCCUAUUCUAUCAUCUUGGAGUACGUGAAAGCUUUGACAUGGCCAAUAAUGUUAUACUCUACCAUGACACUGAUGCUGAUACUGCUCAGUCACUAAAGGACAUGGUGUCCCAGAAAAACACAGCUGCAGUUGCCAACCACAAAGCUUUUCUUCGAGUCCAACUACCUCCUGAAUACCACAGUGGUGGUGUGAUAGGCAAAGCUUCAACUGGCAAUUAUUACUUCAUUCCAUACAUUGUUACACCGUGUGCUGAUUACUUUUGCUGUGAAAGUGAUGCCCAGCGGAGAGCCUCUGAGUACAUGCAGCCUAACUGGGAUACCAUUCUGGGGCCUCUCUGUCUUCCACUGAUGGACAGGUUUAUCAACCUUCUCAAGGACAUCCAUGUCACAUCAUGCACAUACUACAAGGAAACUCUGCUAAAUGACAUUAGAAAAGCUAGAGAGAAGUAUCAAGGAGAAGAACUGGCAAAAGAGCUGGCCAGGAUUAAGCUUCGUAUGGAUAAUACUGAAGUUCUGACUUCUGACAUUGUAAUAAAUUUACUUCUGUCAUAUCGAGAUAUUCAGGACUAUGAUGCUAUGGUGAAAUUGGUGGAAACACUGGAAAUGCUCCCAACUUGUGAUCUGGCUGAUCAGCAAAAUAUUAAAUUUCACUAUGCAUUUGCAUUGAAUCGAAGGAACAAUGCAGGUGAUCGAGGAAAGGCACUGCAAGUGAUGCUUCAGGUGCUCCAGAUAUGUGAUCAUCCAGCACCAGACAUGUUCUGCCUAUGUGGGAGAAUCUACAAAGACAUAUUCCUUGAUUCGGAUUGUAAAGACACCAGUAGCAGAGACAGAGCAAUUGAAUGGUAUCGUAAAGGGUUUGAACUCCAGUCAACUCUAUACUCGGGAAUUAACCUUGCAGUUUUGCUAAUUGUUGCAGGGCAGCAGUUUGAAACCUCUAUAGAAUUAAGGAAAAUAGGUGUACGAUUAAACAGUUUGUUGGGAAGAAAAGGGAGCUUGGAAAAAAUGAAUAAUUACUGGGAUGUUGGGCAGUUCUUCAGUGUAAGCAUGUUGGCCAGUGAUGUGGGUAAAGCAGUGCAAGCAGCAGAAAGGCUGUUUAAACUGAAACCACCAAUUUGGUAUUUGAAGUCCCUAGUACAGAACCUGAUGUUAAUUCAGCGUUUCAAGAAACUCACCACAGAACACUCUCCUAGACAAGAGAGAUUGAACUUCUGGUUAGAUAUCAUUUUUGAGGCAACCAAAGAAACAACUAAUGGUUUGAGAUUUCCAGUAUUAGUGAUAGAACCAACUAAAGUAUAUCAGCCUGCAUAUGUUUCAAUCAACAAUGAAGCCGAUGAGAGAACUGUUUCCCUGUGGCACGUGUCUCCUGCAGAAAUGAAACAGAUUCAUGAGUGGAAUUUUACGGCUGCUUCUAUUAGAGGAAUAAGCAUAUCAAAAUUUGAUGAACGAUGUUGCUUUCUGUAUGUCCAUGAUAACUCUGAUGACUUUCAAAUCUACUUUUCUACGGAGAGCCAAUGUAGUAGAUUCUGUGGUUUGGUUAAAGAGAUUUUAACUGAUGCUGUAGGAAGUACUCUGGAACUGGAAGGAGAGAUUGAUGGUGACACAUUAGAAUACGAGUACGAUUAUGAUGAGAAUGGAGACAGAGUGGUUUUAGGCAAAGGAACCUAUGGGAUAGUUUAUGCUGGGAGAGAUCUUAGCAAUCAGGUCCGAAUAGCCAUCAAAGAAAUACCAGAGAGGGACAGUCGAUACUCUCAGCCACUGCAUGAAGAAAUUGCCCUCCACAAAUAUCUAAAGCACCGAAAUAUUGUCCAGUACCUUGGUUCUAUUUCUGAAGAUGGAUAUAUUAAAAUCUUCAUGGAACAGGUACCAGGAGGAAGUCUUUCUGCACUGCUAAGAUCAAAAUGGGGACCAAUGAAAGAACCCACAAUUAAGUUUUACACCAAGCAGAUCCUAGAAGGCCUGAAGUAUCUUCAUGAGAAUCAAAUUGUACACAGAGACAUAAAAGGAGAUAAUGUUUUAGUGAACACAUACAGUGGUGUAGUAAAAAUUUCUGAUUUUGGAACUUCCAAACGCCUUGCAGGAGUCAAUCCUUGUACAGAGACAUUUACAGGCACUUUGCAGUAUAUGGCUCCAGAGAUUAUUGAUAAGGGGCCUCGAGGAUAUGGUGCACCAGCUGAUAUUUGGUCGCUGGGCUGCACGAUCAUUGAAAUGGCAACAGGGAAGCCUCCAUUUCAUGAACUGGGGGAACCACAAGCUGCUAUGUUCAAAGUUGGAAUGUUUAAAAUCCACCCUGAAAUUCCUGAGUCACUUUCUGCUGAAACAAGAGCUUUUAUUUUGCUCUGUUUUGAACCUGAUCCAAAUAAACGUGUCACAGCAUCUGACUUACUUAAAGACCCAUUCUUGAAACAAGUGAACAAGGGCAAAAAAAACAGAAUUGCAUUCAAGCCUUCGGAUUAUAAUCGCAGUACAUCUCUUCCUCUGCCAGUCCAAGGGGAGCAGGCUGGGAGCAGCAGCAGUGAAUAUGGCUCAGUCUCGCCAGACUCUGAUGUGCAACAUGACAUAUUCUUUGAAAAGGCAAAGCGGUCUGUGUCGGAGGUUCAAGCCAAGCAUCCCGUUUCCAAUUUACUGAGUAUUCCUGAUGAGAGCUCAGUUUCGGAUGAACGGAGUUCUUCCCCUUCUCUUGAGGAAAAAGAUUCUGGUCUUUUCUUGCUGCGAAAGGACAGUGAACGCCGUGCAAUUCUCUAUAAAAUCCUCAAGGAGGAGCAGAACCAAGUUGCUUCCAACUUACAAGAAUGUGUGGCACAGAGUUCUGAAGAACUGCAUCUUUCAGUUACUCACAUCAAGCAGAUAAUUGGGAUUUUGAGAGAUUUCAUACGCUCGCCUGAACAUAGGGUUAUGGCAUCAACUAUAUCCAAGCUGAAAAUUGACCUGGAUUUUGACAGUACUUCCAUCAAUCAGAUGCAUCUAGUAUUGUUUGGGUUUCAGGAUGCAGUCAAUAAAGUACUAAGAAAUCAUUUAAUCAGGCCUCAUUGGAUGUUUGCAAUGGAUAAUAUAAUACGACGAGCGGUUCAAGCUGCUGUCACUAUUCUUAUUCCAGAACUUCGAACUCACUUUGAACCAGCAUCAGAGACUGAAGGAGUAGAUAAAGAUGCAGAUGAAGUGGAGGAUGAUUACCACCAAGCAGAACAAAAAAGACAUGAGGAGCCAGUUACCACAUCUGGAGUAUGCAUGCUCACUUCAGUGUCUGCUGACACCCAGCAGCAACUUAGCCUACAGCUAAGCAGACUUAAGCAGGAAACUAACAGGUUACUGGAAAGUCUGGUACAGAGAGAGAGGGAAUAUCAGACACUUCUGCGGCAAACCCUAGAGCAAAAAACACAGGAUUUGCAUCUUCUUCAGCUACAGUUGAAAACUAUUGAAAUUCAACCAUCUCCAUCGGCUCUUCAGCCCACUGUAGACCAAGAUCUUAUCACCUGGUUGCAACAGCAAAGCGCUGAUUCAGAUACAAUUGACAGGUUUGUUCAAGAGGAUUAUACACUUAGUGAUAUUCUCUACAAUAUCACUAAAGAUGACUUGCGAUUUCUUAGACUCCGUGGUGGUCUUCUCUGCAGAAUUUGGAAUGCAAUAUCACAACACAGAAAACGGAAUAAUAAACUCUUGGAAAUGGAAGGUUAGCACGCCAUCACAUUUCUACCAUGGGUUAUGAAAAAAGUACACAUUCCAGCUAAUUAAGUUAUUAUUUUGUACAGCCUGUGUAUACUGGUCCUACAAGUUUUGCACAAAGACAUAAAAUAGGUUUUAUCUUUGGAAAUAUUAUUAAAGAGGAGGACCACACAGUUGUAAUAGCAUGUUUUAUUAUUGUUCUUUUGGCAGUUAGCCAUUUUCUACUAUUAAGACAUGCUGGAAUAUACAGCUGUUUAAAAACCAUGUGUAAAUUGUACACUAGCUGGAGAACAACUUGCUUUUGAUAUAGAUGCAUCGAAAAGAAGCCUAUUUAACAUAUGAACUUUAACCACUCAUGUAUAAUAAAUACAUGGUGCAACUUUAGGCUAAUAGCUGCUUUUUAAACAUUGUUUGCACAACUCUCUACCUUCCAAUCAAUAAACUAUUACAUAUAAACCAUUACUGUGUGUAUAUUUAUGAAAAGUGAAAAUAAGGUAUAUAAGGCUCAGAGUACUUUAAAUCAUUUAGUAUCCUUGCACAACUUUGUAUGUACUAAAAGAUUAAAGUUAAAAAUAAUGCACUGAAAAAAGUUGUUUUCCUUAGGGAAUGGCAGGAGUGGAGAGAGAAAGUAUGAUGUACAAAAAAGUACAUGGGAUAACACUGCUUAGGAAACUUUUAAUGUGCCAAUUAUUCAACUGUACAUAAUGGGAUUUUUAAUUGAUUAACUUUGAUAAAUACAACAAUCCAAGAUCAUUACUAAGUAUACAGAAACAUUGCUUAAUUCAGUUAUUUGAGUAGCUUUCAGAAUACAGUGUCACAUUCGCUGCCAAACAAAUUUUCCACCUAUAUGAACAAGUCUUUUUCUCUUUUCUUAGACAAGAUACAAGAAUUAGACCCCUAUAUAUAUAUAUAUUUUUUUU
This is a messenger RNA of Hemicordylus capensis (graceful crag lizard), 5325 nucleotides long. It is a transcript of the gene MAP3K15, whose product is annotated as mitogen-activated protein kinase kinase kinase 15. Gene Ontology annotation, molecular function: MAP kinase kinase kinase activity; ATP binding. NCBI's taxonomy places the organism in Eukaryota, Metazoa, Chordata, Lepidosauria, Squamata, Cordylidae. Bases 323 to 4417 code for a protein of 1364 amino acids. The record is from RefSeq and is a predicted model, not a curated record. Gene Ontology annotation, biological process: MAPK cascade; cellular response to stress; protein phosphorylation. The transcript has 30 exons.